Rhinichthys klamathensis goyatoka is the source of this 1974-nucleotide messenger RNA. It is a transcript of the gene cnot6b, whose product is annotated as CCR4-NOT transcription complex, subunit 6b. Bases 169 to 1839 code for a protein of 556 amino acids. NCBI's taxonomy places the organism in Eukaryota, Metazoa, Chordata, Actinopteri, Cypriniformes, Leuciscidae. Gene Ontology annotation, cellular component: nucleus; CCR4-NOT complex; cytoplasm. The record is from RefSeq and is a predicted model, not a curated record. Gene Ontology annotation, molecular function: protein binding; poly(A)-specific ribonuclease activity. Gene Ontology annotation, biological process: nuclear-transcribed mRNA poly(A) tail shortening. The transcript is spliced from 12 exons.
CACAUGGACCCUUGUUUUGGAGAGCAGCACAACAGCUGCACAAAAUCCUCCGCCAUGAUGCUGCGCUGCUUCCCGUAGCUGCACAGCCGACACGAACGAAUGAAUUAAAGCUUCAGUGAGACAAACAACUGACUUCAGGAGUUGGUAUGCUAUUGGAGUGCUCUAGGGAUGCCCAAGGAGAAAUAUGACCCGCUUGAUUCCAGGCGGAUGUACACUAUCAUGUCCAGUGAGGAGGCAAACAGUGGGAAAAAAUCCAUUUGGGAUGGGCUUGAAAUAACUGGUAAUGUUCGGAGUCUCAGCUCGGGCCUUUGGUCACUCACACACCUCACUGCUUUGCACCUUGGUGACAACUCCCUGUCACGCGUCCCACCUGAAAUUGCCAAGCUGCACAACCUUGUGUUCUUGGACCUGUCAUCCAAUAAAAUCAGGAGCCUGCCAGCAGAGCUUGGCAACAUGGUGUCUCUCAGGGAACUGCUUUUAAAUAACAACCAUUUGCGGGUUCUGCCUUUUGAAUUGGGGAAACUGUUUCAGUUACAAACACUGGGGUUGAAAGGCAAUCCACUCACUCAAGAGAUUAUGAGCCUCUACCAAGAGCCAGAUGGCACCCGGCGACUGCUGAACUACCUUUUGGACAAUCUAGCUGGUGCUAUUAAGCGCAUCCCAACAGAGGAACCUCCAUCCAGAUCCUGGAUUGUGCUGCAGGAGCCUGAAAGGACGAGACCAACAGCCCUGUUAACUGUAAUGUGCUACAACGUGCUGUGUGAUAAGUACGCCACACGCCAGCUUUAUGGCUACUGCCCGUCCUGGGCCCUUAAUUGGAGCUACAGGAAAAAGUCCAUUAUGCAGGAGAUCCUCAGCUGCAAUGCAGAUAUUAUCAGCUUACAGGAAGUGGAGACGGAACAGUAUUAUAAUUACUUCCUUGUGGAGCUAAGUAAACAGGGAUAUGAUGGAUUCUUCAGCCCAAAAUCCCGGGCCAGAACCAUGUCAGAAUCGGACAGGAAACAUGUAGAUGGAUGUGCAAUAUUCUACAAGACUGAAAAGUUCAGCAUGGUGCAGAAACACACAGUAGAGUUUAACCAGCUGGCUAUGGCCAAUUCAGAGGGCUCGGAGGCUAUGCUUAAUCGGGUCAUGACCAAGGACAACAUUGGGGUGGCCGCAUUGCUAGAGCUAAAGAAUGAGUUAAUGGAGACAGGUAAGUCUAUCCAUGCUAUGGAGAAACAGCUCCUACUAGUGGCUAAUGCUCACAUGCACUGGGACCCAGAAUACUCUGACGUGAAGCUGGUGCAGACCAUGAUGUUCCUGUCAGAGGUGAAGAAUAUCAUAGACAAGGCCUCCCACAGUCUGAAGCUCUCCUCUGUGUCUGGAGAAACCAACACCAUCCCUUUAGUGCUGUGUGCUGACCUCAACUCACUUCCUGACUCGGGUGUUGUGGAGUACCUGAGCACAGGUGGGGUGGACUGCACACACAAAGACUUCAAGGAGCUGCGCUACUGCGACAGUCUGACCAACUUCAACUGCAACGGCAAGAUCAGUACAUCUAGCGAAAGGAUCACGCAUGGUUUCAAGUUGAAGAGUGCCUACGAGAAUGGGCUCAUGCCUUACACCAAUUACACUUUUGACUUCAAGGGUGUCAUUGACUACAUCUUCUACUCCAGGCCACAACUGAGCUUGCUGGGUGUCCUUGGGCCUUUGGACACAAACUGGCUCUUGGAUAACAAUAUCAGUGGUUGCCCACACCCUCAUAUCCCCUCAGAUCACUUCUCCCUGUUUGCACAACUGGAGUUGGUCCUGCCUUAUUCUCCCCCUCUUAAUGGGAUCCACUUACCUGGACACAGGUAGUGAGCCCUCCCGGCCACUGGUGGCGCUGCAGAGUCCCAACUCUUAUACGUUUUUUGAAAACGAUAAAACCUCUAAGCUGUUUCUUUUUUAUAUAUAUGUAUAUAUAUGUAUGUGUGGUGUAUAUACAUAUAUUUU